AUGACGACUUGCAAAUCCUGUGUUAUGUUGGGCCUGGUGAUUUUAGCAUGCACGUUGGAACGCACCGUCGGAGUCCAAACGGACGCACAAGCAAUGAUGUAUUUAUCUCAAUUCGGUUAUUUGAGUCCUUCUAUGAAAAAUCCGAAUUCAGGUCAUAUUAUGUCCGAGGAAACAAUGGCAAGAGCGUUAAUGGAGUUUCAGUCAUUCGCUGGUCUAAACUUGACAGGUCAUUUGGAUGACGACACGCUGCACUUCAUGAGCAUGCCUAGAUGCGGGGUCCGAGAUAAAGUUGGAUUUGCCACAGACUCGAGAUCUAGGAGAUACGCUUUACAAGGUAGCAGAUGGAGGGUGAAAGACUUGACAUAUAAAAUAUCUAAAUAUCCUAAACUGUUGGAUAAGUCGGAAACGGACAGUGAAGUCCGUAAAGCAUUCGAUGUAUGGGCUGAAGUCACACCGUUGACGUUCACCCACAAAAAAUCUGGACAAGUGCAUAUUGAAAUCAGAUUCGAAAAAGGUGAACAUGGUGAUGGUGAUCCAUUUGAUGGACCGGGUGGUACAUUGGCACAUGCUUUUUUCCCCGUUUACGGUGGUGAUGCUCAUUUUGAUGAUUCAGAAAAAUGGUCCAUUGGUUCGUUUAAAGGUACAAACUUGUUUCAAGUAGCGGCUCACGAGUUCGGGCAUUCGCUGGGUCUGUCGCACUCGGACGUGCGGUCCGCGUUGAUGGCACCAUUCUACAGGGGUUACAAUCCAGCGUUUUCGUUGGACAGCGAUGACAUAGAAGCCAUCCAGGCGUUGUACGGUUCGAACAACUCGGCUGAGGGGGCGGACAGCGGUAGUGACGAAGACAGCACCGGGCAGGGAUCGGGGAAGAAGACGACGACGCAGGAGCCACCGGGCACGGAGGGCAGCGACGCGGAGCUGUGCACCGACACCAAAGUGAACGCGCUGUUCAACUCGGCCGACGGCGAGACGUUCGUGUUCAAAGGUGACUACUACUGGAAGCUGACGGAUAACGGGCUGGCGCAAGGGUUCCCUAAACCGAUCGCGGGCACGUGGUCCGGGCUGCCCGGCAACAUAGACGCAGCGUUUACGUACAAGACCGGCAACACAUACUUCUUCAAGGGCAAGAAAUAUUGGCGGUACAAUGGCACGGCCAUGGACGACGGGUAUCCAAAAGACAUUGCCGAGGGCUUUGCCGGCAUACCCGAUAACGUGGACGCCGCGCUCGUCUGGAGUGGCAACGGGAAGAUAUACUUCUUCAAAGGAACGAAAUUCUGGAAAUUCGACCCGACGCAAAAGCCACCCGUCAAGAGCACAUAUCCUAAGCCGAUCAGCAACUGGGAUGGUAUACCGGACAACUUAGAUGCGGCGCUUCAUUACACGAAUGGAUACACGUAUUUCUUCAAAGACGAUAACUAUUACCGGUUUAACGACAGAACAUUUGCCGUGGAUGUCGCGGACCCUCCGUUCCCCAGGAACGCGGGCUAUUGGUGGUUCGGUUGCAGAGCCGCGAACAAAGGGCAUCAGGACAUGACGGCUGCGUCCAGCGUGCUGAAAUCCACGUGGAUGAACGUGAAACAGGACCACAAGGGCAACCAAAACACGGACGUCGGGGAUCAAAUUAUGGACGCAGAAAACGUUAGUAGCCUCACAGGUACUCUGAAAAUUUGAUAACAGUGUGGAGCACACGGAUUUGUUAUUUCAUCUGUUGAAUGUUUUGGACACGGUAUGUACACGACAAGUGCCAAAUACAAUUGGACCUACCGAGUUAUCGACCGACUACAAACGUACUGAACUUGUUUCCAAAUAUACAUCAGUGUUUAUAUGAGAUAUAUACAUUAUAUACAAAAAUUGUUAUUAGUAUUUGAAAGGAUAAUAUUGCCUUUGGUAUUUAUUCCGAACUUUGAACGUAUGAGUUCAGUGUCGGAUAAACUUCCUUAAGAGACUGAAUUUUACACGUCGUUAUUAUGUAUUAUGUAAUUAAGCUAAUGUCAUUAUGUUUAGUUUUCAUAGUAAAUAAUAUGUUAUUAUGUAUUUGUUUUGUUUGAAAUUAAUAUAAUAUUCAUUUUUUGUAGACAUGAUAUUUUAUACUACAAUUAUGUACUUUUUAAUAAUAUUACCUCACACGUGUGAAUCGAUUUGUUACAUGUAUAGUAUAUUUAGAACAUAAUUCAAUUAUUACAAAAGUUUUAGUGAAACUUGAAAUAUUGUAGUAAUAUAAAUAGAAUUUGUAACCGAUUGAUAAGUGUAUAUUUUUUUGUAAUAUCAUAUUUUUUUUCUUCGUUCGAUUUAAUUGUGUGACAAUCGAAUGUAUGAUUGAAUGGAUACUUUACAACGUUGAUAAAAUACAUUUGAUCGUUUAUAAAA
Sipha flava (yellow sugarcane aphid) is the source of this 2367-nucleotide messenger RNA. It is a transcript of the gene Mmp1, whose product is annotated as matrix metalloproteinase-16. Gene Ontology annotation, cellular component: extracellular matrix. Lineage: Eukaryota; Metazoa; Arthropoda; Insecta; Hemiptera; Aphididae. Gene Ontology annotation, biological process: extracellular matrix organization; collagen catabolic process; proteolysis. The record is from RefSeq and is a predicted model, not a curated record. The transcript is spliced from 11 exons. Bases 1 to 1671 code for a protein of 556 amino acids. Gene Ontology annotation, molecular function: metalloendopeptidase activity; zinc ion binding.